CAGUAUCAUUGCGACAGUUAUCAGUUUGCUUAUAAGAGCGCGGUUUCCGCAUCGAUAUCUUUUAGCGAAAAAUUCGAUUUUGGAUUUAUUAUCAACGUGAAAUAGAAGUUUUAUCGCAAAACUUUCCAUAUGGUGAUGGAUUCAACCGUAUUUCGGACUCGUUCCCACGGCACGCCGGCCGAGGGUGUCAAGGAUCAAUACGCGGAUGGCAGAGCGGCGAAAGUCUGGGAGUUCUUCAUCGGUGACCUUAAGCAGCGUACGCAGAAUUAUCGGGACUUCCUGGUGGGUCUGCUGCGACAAAGGGGAUGCCGUCGAGUGCUGGACGUCGCCUGCGGCACCGGGGUCGAUUCCGUGAUGCUGGUGGAGGAGGGCUUCGAGGUCGUCAGCAUCGACGCCUCCGACAAGAUGCUGAAGUACGCGUUGAAGUCCAGGUGGAACCGCAGGAAGGAGCCUGCCUUCGACAACUGGGUGAUUGAAGAGGCGAAUUGGCUAACCCUAGCCCAGGAUAUUAGUCACCUCAUUGGAGAAGGUUUCGAUGCAGUUAUAUGUUUGGGAAAUAGUUUCGCCCACAUGCCUGAUACUUUCGACGAUCAGAGAGAACAGAAGCAAGCUCUGGCGAAUUUUGAGCGUUGCGUAAGACCGGGAGGUUUACUACUUAUCGAUCACAGAAAUUAUGACUAUAUAAUCAAUACCGGCCAAACUCCUCCCAAAUGCAUAUAUUAUAAUAGCGAGCACAUGUUGGACAUCAAGACGUCGGUGCUCUACGUCGCCGGAAAACCGCGGAUCGUCACUAUGGAUUACAUGAUCGCUCUGGAUGAGGAGAACAUGGAUGAUCCCGAGAACAUCAGCGAGUUCAGGCUGUCGUAUUAUCCUCAUAAAUUAACAGUCUUCCGGGAUAUGCUGACCGAGACAUUCAACCACAGGACGAAGCACACAAUCUACGGUGACUUUAAGCCGCUCAAUGAGAUCGAGGAGCCCGGAUUUUACAUCCACGUGCUGGAAAAACAACUUUAAAGAGUGAGAAACACGAGAAAUAAAAUGUGAUAUAUUAUUCAUCCUUAAACAGUUCAUCAGCUUUCCGGAACAAUCAAACGUUCCAUCACACGAGACUGAAUAAUAUUAAAUAUUAAAUAAUAUUAAAAUACUGGUCAUCUGUUUAUAGAGACGAAUGGUGAAUUAUUUUUCAUUUUUUUAUAUACA
Messenger RNA from Nylanderia fulva, 1200 nucleotides. It is a transcript of the gene Gnmt, whose product is annotated as Glycine N-methyltransferase. Gene Ontology annotation, molecular function: S-adenosyl-L-methionine binding; glycine N-methyltransferase activity; glycine binding. Gene Ontology annotation, biological process: protein homotetramerization; S-adenosylmethionine metabolic process; one-carbon metabolic process. Lineage: Eukaryota; Metazoa; Arthropoda; Insecta; Hymenoptera; Formicidae. Gene Ontology annotation, cellular component: cytosol. The record is from RefSeq and is a predicted model, not a curated record.